This is a messenger RNA of Oncorhynchus nerka (sockeye salmon), 4266 nucleotides long. It is a transcript of the gene ercc8, whose product is annotated as excision repair cross-complementation group 8. Gene Ontology annotation, biological process: protein polyubiquitination; proteasome-mediated ubiquitin-dependent protein catabolic process; transcription-coupled nucleotide-excision repair. The record is from RefSeq and is a predicted model, not a curated record. Bases 294 to 1502 code for a protein of 402 amino acids. Gene Ontology annotation, cellular component: Cul4A-RING E3 ubiquitin ligase complex; nucleotide-excision repair complex. Gene Ontology annotation, molecular function: protein binding. Lineage: Eukaryota; Metazoa; Chordata; Actinopteri; Salmoniformes; Salmonidae. The transcript is spliced from 12 exons.
CUGACGUAACAACAUGGCCACCCACACGUCCCUUGUUGACUGGGAGCCUGCUUGCUAAAUGAUGUUAAAUAAGACAGUGGCAUAAAAUGAUUCGAUCGGGAUUUUAUCAAUCCCAGAUCACAAAUAUGUAUUGUACACACAAAGCGUUUGAAAAACGAGUUCAGUAGCGAACGAUAUUGAACGUGUAGAUGGGUAACCAACCCUCGAGCUAGCUAUGCUAGCUGGGCACAAACAUAAACAUUCCUUUAAGGCUAGCUAGCUUCGAAAUUGAAAGAUUCAUUUAUUGUGGGAAGAUGUUGGGUUUUCUAACAGCAAGACAGGCUGGACUUGACGACCCACUUCGUCUGAGACGGGCAGAGUCAACACGGAGGGUCCUCAAUUUAGAGCUGAAUCAUGACAGAGAUGUGGAUCGAAUCCAUAGCAACGGCGUAAACACCAUAGACAUUGAAGUCAUUGAGGGCAGAUACAUGCUAUCUGGAGGGGCAGAUGGGGUGAUUGUGGUGUAUGACCUGGAGAACAACAGCAGGAAACCCCAAUACACCUGUAAAGCAGUCUGCACUGUAGGCAGGUCCAGUCGGUAUGUCCACAGGUUCAGUGUAGAGACAGUGCAGUGGUACCCACAUGACACAGGCAUGUUUGUCUCCAGCUCUUUUGACAAAACCAUGAAGGUCUGGGACACUGAGACACUAAAGCCCGCUGAAGUGUUCCAGUUUGAAGGAAACGUCUACUGUCACCACAUGUCCCCCAUUGCCAGGAAACACAGCCUCAUCGCAGUGGGUACCAAAGACCAGAAAGUACAGCUCUGUGACCUGAAGUCUGGCUCACGCAUCCAGGUUUUGCAGGGUCACAGAGGUGAGGUCCUAUCUGUUCGAUGGUCGCCAAGAUAUGAGCACAUUUUAGCUACAGCCAGUACUGACAGCAGGGUGUUGGUGUGGGAUGUGCGUCGGGCCUCAGGGAGCCUGUUCUCUCUGGAUCAACACAACGGGGACAAGUCCAAGGCCUCGUCAGAGGCAGUGAACACAGCCCAUAAUGGAAGGGUAAAUGGCCUCUGCUUCACGGUUGACGGCCUCUACCUUCUCACCACGGGAACAGACGACCGCAUGAGGCUGUGGAACAGUGCCAAUGGAAAAAACACACUGGUGAAUUAUGGGAAGGUGAGUAACGAUAGCCGUAAGGGGUUAAAGAUCACGGUGUCUCGUAGCUGCAGCCCGGAGUUUGUGUUUGUACCUUGUGGCAGCUCAGUGGCGGUGUACACUCUACACACCGGGGAACUCGUAACCAUGCUAAGGGGACACUACAACAACGUGGACUGCUGCCAGUUCCACCCCGACUACCAGGAGCUGUACAGCGGGGGUAAAGACUGUAACAUCCUAGCCUGGGUUCCUGUUGUACGACCACCAGACGUGGAAGAAGAAGGGACAGCCGCCAAGAUCUCCUCUAGAGCAGUGAUGUUUUGGGGCUGUUGCUGGGCAACACGGACCAAAUAUUUUCUAUGGGGUUGAGAUCUGGAGACUGGCUAGGCCACUCCAGGACCUUGAAAUGCUUCUUACGAAGCCACUCCUUCGUUGCCCGGGCGGUGUGUUUGGGAUCAUUGUCAUGCUGAAAGACCCAGCCACGUUUCAUCUUCAAUGCCCUUGCUGAUGGAAGGAGGUUUUCACUCAAAAUCUCACGAUACAUGGCCCCAUUCAUUCUUUCCUUUACACCAGUGGUCACCAAACUCCGGCCCGCGGGCCGGAUACGGCCCGUCAGCACAUUUGGCCCGGCCCUCUGAACAAUACCAGAGAUGCUAUCGAAUUUUUUUCCUAUUUGGCCUCCAGAAAAAAAAUCCUAGGCCCGGCCCUGUCAAAGAGAGAACAGAAUAAUGGCGAAAAGGUUAGGUAAGAGAAAAAUUGAUUCAGAAUGCAGGGUAUUUAACCUGCAGUGGACAAACAAUUUUUUUUGUUCAAUGCAAAGAAAAGGCUGUUUGUCUCAUCUGUCAAGAGACGGUGGCGGUAUUCAAAGAAUACAAUCUUCGCCGACACUAUGAAUCCCGUCACAAAGACAAGUACGAUAGCUUGCAAGGCCAAAUACGAGCAGACAAACUCUCAAAGCUAAAAAGUGGACUACUAUCUCAGCAGAAUACAUUUGUACGCCAAGCUCAGCUGAACCAGGCAUCCGUUCGGGCCAGCUUUCGGGUUGCUAAACUGAUAGCAAGAAGCGGUAAGCCUUUCACUGACGGAGAGUUUGUUAAGAAAUGUAUGGAUGCUGUCGCGGAGGAGGUGUGUCCCGAGAAGAAAGAUGCAUUUAAUGCCGUAAGUCUGUCGGCGAGUACAAUCACCAGACGCGUUGAAGAAAUCGGGAGUAAUGUAUAUGCCCAGCUGCAGCAGAAGACGAAAGAAUUUGACUUUUUUCAUUAGCACUGGAUGAGAGCACGGACGUGCAAGACACAGCGCAACUGCUCAUUUUUAUUCGUGGAGUUAGCGCAAACUUUGAGAUAUGCGAGGAGCUGGCAGCCCCCAAAGUCUCAAAGGGACUACAACGGAGAGGAUAUUUUUGACAAAGUGUGCCAAACCAUGGAGAAGUUGGACCUGGACUGGUCAAAGCUAGCUAGCAUCACGACUGACGGGGCUCCUAGCAUGGUGGGCGAAACUCGCGGUCUAAUAGGACGCAUGAACCGGGAGUUGGAAAAAAGGGGUCUCACCGCCCCGCUACGAGUCCACUGCCUAAUUCACCAGCAAGCACUGUGCUGCAAAGUGUUGAAGUGGGAUUCUGUAAUGAAGGUUGUGGUGUCGUGCAUAAACUUCAUCAGAGCAAAGGGACUUAAACACAGGCAGUUCCAAGAAUUCCUGUCUGAACUGGAGUCUACGCACGGAGAUGUGCUGUACUACACAGAGGUCCGAUGGCUGAGCCGGGGCAGAGUUUUGAGGCGUUUUUACGAGCUGCUACCCGAAAUUAACGCAUUUCUUCAUUUAAAAGACAAAACGGUCCCAGAGCUGAUCGACCCAGAAUGGAAAUGGCACCUCGCAUUUUUAACAGACGUGACAGAAAUACUUAACAGCCUUAACUUGCAGCUACAAGGCGAGGGGAAACUCAUUUGCGACAUGUAUUCACACAUAAAAGCAUUUGAGGUGAAAUUAGCGCUGCUUUUGGAACAAGUGAAAAGCGCAACUUCGUCCAUCUUCCUGCUACCCAAAACCUGUCGACAGAGAACCCAGCGGUCCCGUUCCCAGCUGAAAAGUGCGUGGAAGCACUGGAAAUGCUGAAGGCGGAGUUCGGUGUGCGAUUCAGUGAACUACAUGUUCAUGCAAAAGAAAUCCGUCUUUUUCAGAACCCCUUUGUUGCCGACAUUGAUGAAGCCAAGCCUUCAUAUCAGUUUGAGUUGGCUGAGUUACAGAACUGUGAUGUUCUGAAAGACGCAUUCAAGCCCAACAGUCUCAUUGACUUCUAUGCCGCCCUCCCAAACGACACAUAUCCAAACAUCAAAAAACACGCAAUGAAAAUGUCCACAGUUUUUGGCAGCACGUAUAUCUGCGAGAAAACCUUUUCUCGCAUGAAACUGCUGAAAACCCCGAUCAGAUCAAGAUUGACAGAUGAACAUUUGCAUCAGUGCUUGAGACUGGCUGUAACUAGAAUGGAACCUGAUAUUCAACUUCUCACCAGCCAGAUGCAGGCCCACAGUUCACACUGAUGAACAUACAUAGGUAAGCUCACUUUUCUGACUUGAAUGAGUCAUUCUGAGCAUAAACAAAUAUAAUCAUAAUAAAAUCUACUGGGAUAAAAUCCAUCUUUACAACCAUACUGGUAGUGAAAUGUAUUGUGCUGUUUAGGUGCUGUAUCACUUAGUUCAGUUUCUCAACCUGCUUCUUUUGUGGUUUUCACAGGGAAGUUGAUGAGAGAGAGCUGCAAACAGCGGUGUCUACAAGCCUACUGGAACCUACAAAAGGAUUAUAAGGAAGGAACACAAGAACUUUAAGAGACUGCUCAUAUGUGUCAGAGAGAUUCUGCUCUGACAACUGAGCUGAACUUUUAUCUGUUAAGAUUGUGCAUGGCACGACAGAAAGUUAAUGUUCCAUGGCUUUUUUUUCUAUGAAGAACCCAGAGAGAGUUAUUUAGUUAUUAUUUAUUUCCUGUUUUUUCUAUGAAGAACCCAGAGAGGGUUAUUUAGUUAUUAUUUAUUUCAUUAAUAGUGUUAUUAUUUGUUUCCUGACUUUUUUUCUGUAAAGAACCUGGAAAGGGUUAUUUGGUUAUGUGUGGCUUUCUGGAAAACAAUAAAUUUUUUAAGCUCCA